AUGGCGAAGAAGCGGCAGUGUGACAGUUUCAGGUUAUCAGUGUUUGUAAUCUCGCCCGUUGCUCAAAGAGAAAUUCGCUUUGGUAGUGGAGAAACUAUUCAAUUAUUCGACAUUAUUGGAAAAAAAACAAUGUAUCACCAACAUCAGGAUAUCAUACGUGAAAAUUAUAUCACACUUGCAGCGCAUUUUACAGCUGACCAAUUGUAUAAAGCGCAUCGACUACAGGUUAAUGAACUGCUCGGAGUACCUGUCAUACAGGUGCGGCUUUCGUUAAGUUUAUCAAUAAUCCUUCAUCUUGUCUGCUUAAUGAACAGAAAGGACUAUGUAUUCUUUUAA
Molecule: messenger RNA, 336 nt
Organism: Loa loa (African eye worm)
Lineage: Eukaryota; Metazoa; Nematoda; Chromadorea; Rhabditida; Onchocercidae
Exons: 2
Coding region: 1-336 (111 amino acids)
Source: RefSeq, a predicted model, not a curated record